ACCCGAUCCACCCCAAAACACGCUUGCAUCUUGCAUCCACGCCUAACCUCUGCUUCUGCACUGUCGCUCUUUUGUUUUGCCUCGCCGCCUCUCUCUCUCACUCUCUCAUUGCAGCUUCACCUCCUCCCCCCCGUCUUGCAAUUGCAGCGAAUGCGCCUUAUCGCCGCCAACGACGCUGCACUCGCGGCCAUCCACGCCCACCGCCCACUCUCGCUCGACGCGCCUUCCCGCCCCAAGUCCCUCACCCGGGCCAUUGCCGCAGCAUGGCGACCAAGGCGAUGAAUCUCCCCAACUUUGGCGGAGCUCAUGCAGCAGGCAUCUUCUCCGACAUGACGGUCGACGGGCCGGUAAUAGGCACCCUGGUUGUCAUCAUGGACCGCGCCCGAAAUCUGCCCAACAAGAGGACCAUGGGAAAACAGGACCCGUACUGCGCUGCCCGGUUGGGUAAGGAAGCCAAAAAGACGAAGACGGACAAACGAGGCGGCCAGACGCCCAAAUGGGACCAGGAAUUGCGCUUCACCGUCCACGACUCGCCCGACUACAACCGCCUCAAGGUCUCCGUCUUCAACGACGACAAGAAGACGGAGCUGAUUGGCGAGGCUUUUGCCAAUCUCAACUCGGUCAUCACGCCCGGCGGAGGACAGAGUGACGAAUGGCUCGGCCUCAAUUGCAAGGGCAAAUACGCCGGCGAGAUCCGGAUGGAGAUUACCUACUACGACACCCGCGAGAAGAACGAAAAGCCAGCACUGCAGAAAAGGAGAGAGUCAGCCAAGCCAGAAGGCAAGGCUGCUGUGGGUGGAGCGCGCGAGAUGGCACCCGUCAAGCGACGUCCGCUCCCCAGCGACCCGACAGGCGCCACACCAUCGCCCGUGCAUACUCCAGAACAACGAGGACUGCGGGGUGUCAGGGCUGGCCCACGAGAGCUGGGCUCGCCGCGACACCAGCGGACACCAACUGAGCCGUCACCAGCACACCGGACUCAGUCGGAUGCACCUUCACGCAGGCCUGUGCCAGAAUCGUCCUCCCUAAACCCCGCGUCUACGUCGAGCCAGAUCACCCCACAGCGGCCCGCGCCGCAUGCGUCGUACAGCACACCUCCGAAUCCACGCUCGUCGGCCCAGAGGAUGCCUAUGGCGAGGGAAGAGAGCUUCGAUAUGUCCUAUGCUGCCCCCAAGCCAUAUGAAGUAAAGCCGAUUGAUCCUCUACCACAACGCAUCAGGCACUCGGAGCAGAGGAGGAUGUCUCAGGAAGAUGGUCAAUCUCCAAGAACCCAAGCGUUGCAACACCCCGAGCCACACACCUAUGAGUCCCCGGCACAACAGCAAAAACUACAAGAGCAGCAGAAGCAGAUUGAGUAUCUCCAGCAACAGUUGCUUCAGCACCAGCAGCAUGAGCCUCAACGGAUUGAGCCGGCCCCGCAGCCAGCUCGGCCAGUUCAGCCACCUCAGUCGUACGCGCAAGACCAGUACCAAGAUCCGACAUACCAGGUUGCGCCCCUGCGAAGCAGUCUCGACCAAUACUACGGUCAGCGAUUCAUCGAGGCACCGCCCCUACACGACGAAAGCCCUACGCAUCGCAGACGUAGUGCCAUGCAGCCCAUGGUGGAAGACGAGGAUGACAUGCCGCCACCGCCGCCCAUGCACAAGCGCAAUGCCAGCACCUUGCCUCACCCUAACCAAGAGAGCCCUGACCGUUACCGCAACGACGGCCCUGCGCCACUCAGCUUUGCAUCAAGGUCGAGAGGAGAUUCACUUCCCUACAGCUACGAUAUGCAGCCUCAGCAAUAUGAGCCCGACAACUACGCACCUCGACAACCUUCUGAACGACGUCGUCCCGUAUCUCGUGAUGCUAUGGUGCCGUCCCCACUAAGACAGGAAACACUGCGACAGGAACCACCGGCGCUGCCAACCAGUCUCAUUGCUGGGCUGAACCCGGUUAGGCAAGAGAUCGAAGCGCCACCUUACGAAGCUCCUCCUUCGUAUGAGACACCGCCGCAAUUGCGCCACUAUUCUGAGCCGGCCGAGUAUCGGGCCAUCACACAAUUUGAGGCACCCGUCCAGUCACAGGAGUUGGUCCAUCAUUCUGCGUACCAAUCCAACGACUACUAUCCCCAUGACCCGCCCGAACAGCCUCGCCAGAUGUCACCUCCUGUUUACGACCCCACUCCAAUUGUCAAGCCUCGUGCUACAAGUCCUGGUGUGAACCCGCGAUACUCUCCCAAUCCGGCUAUGGACCGCUACUCUCCCAACCCGGAUAUGGAUCGUUACUCUCCGAACCCGGUUACCGAUCGCUCGUCUAGGAUGCCUGCGCGAAGCAUGCCGACCCGCAAGUCGGUGUCACCUCGCCCACCACCCGCGAGGGAAGACACAAGUGAACGAAGACUUUCUGGAGUAGCAUUCAAUCCCGACAGUUUCGAUGUCUACAACCCCAGAAUGUCCAAGUCUCCAAUACCUUCGGAUGACGAGCUGGAACGACCAGGUAGCCGCAUGGAUGGUCGCGUUGUCGAUGCGUCGGACCAUCUGCCUGUCGACAACUGGGCACCCGAGCCAGUACCCAAGGGCACAGUGAAGGAAAAAGCUCCUCGCAGCAGAGCGCAGCUUAACGGUAGCAGAGAUCUCGAGGCCGCCAUGCAACGUGAGGAACGAUACCAGCGCGAGCGCGCUGACAGAGAACGCAUCCGCCAUGCAGCUAGCAUGAACUUUGACAACAGCAAUGCGCUAGUCACUACGAGACAUGACUUCAACAACGAUUAUAACUCACCUGUCAAUGCAGGUGCGUUGGUCCUUGUAAGCCAGAGUCAACACAACGCGCCUCCUAGUUCUACAGCACGUAGCAGGCCUACAAGGCGAGACCAACAACGUCCUGUAUCUGCCUACGAUACGCCACCGCAGUACAACCUACCAGACAGACAGGUUCUCCGCGAACGCGACAAUCCCAACAGUUACGGUAGCAGUCCUAGCUAUGACAGACGCGGUACCCAGAGGCAUAGUGUCGCAGCUCCACCCAUUCCCGCCAAGGUACCCAUCGAUAUGAAUGGCGGUGGCUACGGUGCACAGAACGAGGACAUGGCACUCAGCUUGGAGUUGCAGAGCAUUGACAUUGGACCCGGCUCUGGUGGACGCAGACCAAGAACCACGACUAGACGACAGUACGGAUUCUAA
This is a messenger RNA of Alternaria alternata, 3161 nucleotides long. RefSeq lists its product as hypothetical. The record is from RefSeq and is a predicted model, not a curated record. Bases 264 to 3161 code for a protein of 965 amino acids. The transcript is spliced from 6 exons. NCBI's taxonomy places the organism in Eukaryota, Fungi, Ascomycota, Dothideomycetes, Pleosporales, Pleosporaceae.